Messenger RNA from Aureobasidium subglaciale EXF-2481, 1480 nucleotides. RefSeq lists its product as uncharacterized. Lineage: Eukaryota; Fungi; Ascomycota; Dothideomycetes; Dothideales; Saccotheciaceae. The record is from RefSeq and is a predicted model, not a curated record. The transcript has 6 exons. Gene Ontology annotation, molecular function: peroxidase activity. The coding region runs from base 8 to 1234 and encodes 408 amino acids.
UGCAAGAAUGUACACCCAAAUUCCCAUACUUCUGACCAUCGCGGGUACUGUCAACGGUUAUGCCUGGAUGGAGAGAAUUGCGAAUGGGGGGCCAGCUGCGACAUUAGACAAGAGAGCUCCAAUCUGCCCUAUCCACCUUGCUCCACAGGGCGCUGCACCGUACAGCGACUACUAUCCCAGCAAAUACACUGGAGCAAAGAACGGAUUGCCGGGCACCGGAAAAGGUGGCGUUUUGGUGCCUGCAGCUGGUGAUACUGCUCAUGCAUACUCUCCUCCUUCUCCAAGUGAUAUUCGUGGACCUUGUCCUGGAUUGAAUAUGGCAGCCAAUCACAACUUUAUCAGUCAUGAUGGCUUGACCAAUUUUGUGGAACUGGUAGAUUUUGCUCAGAAUGUCUUCAAUUGGGGCUGGGAUCUCGCAACCUUCGUUGCCACCUUCGGUAUCGUCAUGGACGGCGACCCAUUUACCAGUCAGCUCUCCAUCGGCUGUGGUGGAGGCAUGCAGAUCCCCAACACUGGUCUCAACGCUCACAACAAAUUCGAGACCGACUCUUCAAUGACGCGUAACGAUUACUUUACUUCACCCACAGGUGAUGCCUACAGCGUCAACGCUACAAUUUUCGGUUACAUGAACGACUACUGCGAUGGCGACUUCACCUUGGGAUGCAUGGGUCCUUACAUGGGCUCACGUUACAAUAACUCUAAGGAGACCAACCCUAACUUCUUCUUCGGUCCUCUGGGUCUCUUUGCCUUUGGUACUGCAACUCUUCCUCAAGAGUCCUUCGCCUCCUACGGCAACGCCGGCACACCUUCUGUUGACACCAUUCAAUACUUCUGGGCGGUCAAUCGCAGCGCAUCGGGUUCUUCCACCUGGAUUGCCAAUCCUGGCCACGAGACUAUUCCACCAAAUUGGUGCAACAGACCGACCGCGCUGUCAUUCGCAGAGAUCUUUGGCGAGACGUCGCAGCUGUAUGCGGAGGCAGGAUACCCUGCAUUUGGAGGAAAUGUCGGUAAGACCGAUGCUUUUGUGGGUUUGACUUUCGAGGCAGGUGGAAUUGAAAACGGUAUUCUCAAGGAUCCCAGUGCCGAGGGGAUUGCGUGUCUGUUCCAGCAAGUGCUUAUGGACACUGUUCCGCAAUCAUUGUCGAUUGUCCUCACGCAAGACCCGAUCGCAUCGGCGUUCGCGAAGACCAAUUUAGCGGGCAUUUUCAAGAGUUUUGGGUGUCCUGCCCUCUAAUGGUAAAGAUUACCAUGUACUGCCUAUUCUUCGUUAUUGCUGCAUCGUUGAUUUUCUCCGAAGACAAUCCAGAUGAAUAUCAACAACAUUCACUGCUGAAUAUGUUCUUCCAUGUAUGGCGAGUCGUGGUGUGAACCGUCGGCCCUGUGAGGCUUGGUUGGCUGCAAGGUAACUCUGCACUGGGCUCUAGAUUUGGCGCUCACGAACCCUUUCGAGGAUCUAAGGAGACUCAGGGGAGUCCCGGAG